UUACCGACGCGUCAAAUAUGGAGGUCUCUUUGCAUAUAAAGAAAGAGGGGGAAGUGGAUGCCGUCGAGAAUUGUGUGCGCGCUCGGCUCGCCCCAAAAUCCCCAGUUCGCGAAGGUCAGUGUCCGUUUUUUCUCUCUAAAUUUCGCCAAUUUCGUAGUUCGCUUGGAUCAAUUCAUCAUAUAAUAAACCGCCCUAGAGAACAGGGGACAGAGUGGGGAAAUCUCAUUUGCCACCCAGUUGAAUCCGGUCGCAGGUUGCAAUCUUUCGGGUGAAUCCUAGAAUUCAUCCCCGAUUUGAGUUCAUUUUCCUCAAUAAAUCCCUCUCCGUGGGCGAUCUCGAUGAUCAAUGGAGAGGGGAUGCAGAAGGAUCGGUGGGGAGAGGAUCCGUUCGAUGAAUUCUUUCCCGGGAGGGGAAAUGAUUCCGGUGACGAGGACGGUGCCCCGUCCAAUUACUCCUCCUGCGAGGGAUCCGAUCUCGAGAGGUACUGCAGCGCGAACUCGGCUUUGGGAAGCGCCAGCCUCUGCAGUUCGGUCGGGAAUUACAGUGAUUUGUUAGAUUCUUUCAAGAACCUUAAUAGCUUUGGAGAAGAUCUCUUCUCCGAUGGCUGCGGCGGCGCAAGAGACAAACUUCAUAGCAGUCGUUGGAACGGGGAUCCAGCCACCUCUGAUGGUGAUGGAGACGAUUGUUUAUCGAAUAAAAAGGCUUUCUCUCCUCAUUUGUUUUUAUCUUCAUCCAAAAUGUUGGUGUCUUCCGAGGGCAUGCAUGCGGAUUACGAUGGAGCUUCAACUAGUGGGAGUAGGUCCAAUCAAUCGCCGGCUGCUGCGCAAGAUUUGCCAUGCUCUGCUGGGGAUCGUUCAGCUCAAGAAUCUCUCGCUGUGGAGGGCAAUGGUAGAAAUUAUGGUCAAUUAGCUUCUGAUAAUCCUAUUCGAAGAGGGAUGAUGGGGGAAGCUGAUGAGGAUGCCUCGUCAAUAUGUGAGCAUUCGGGCGGUGAGGAUUCGAUGCUUGACUCUGGCACGGAUGAUGAGGGUAGCGGUAGGAUUCUUCUUCAUGCUAAGCACAGUUCGUAUCAUGCUAAAGAAACCAAGGAUAAUAAUGAGAACCCACUUGUCAUGAACUCAUCGGUGGCAUUUGGUUCCGAUGAUUGGGAUGAAUUUAUGCAAGAAACUGGGGAUGAUGGCUUAACAUCUCUGUCUUUCUGUGGUGAUCAACCUACUUGGCGGCAACUGGAACCUUCAGAAACUGAAGGGAACAUUUCAUUAUUGGCUAAGAAUCAUGUCAUUGAUCCCUUGUGCGAUGGCAUAGAGCAAGAAGAGGGUGUGAGUGAUUUACCAGCAGCCAGCUUUCAAGUUCAGGUUGCCGAUAAGUCUAACAAGAAUGAAGGGACUUGUUUGGUAGGUAACCCUUCGAGUGAUUGUAAAGUGUCAAAUUCAGAGAAGCUUCUUUCAGAAGAAUACUUUACAGAAGGUGCGAUCAAUCUUAUUUAUGAUGGUGGUAAAGGAGAAAUCAAUUCCUUACAUAGUAAGGUGGCUGCUGUUGUUGAUUCUGAUGGAACUCCUGGAGAACAGGUAUUUGGGGAAUCAGUUCCUCUUGGUGAUGGUACUGGCAUACAGUUUUCUGGCACUGUGAGUGGAGAAUUUCAAGACAAAGAGAGCAGGAUCCCAGCAGAUAAAGCAUUUUCUUUCCUGCCGACGGUCAUCGCCGGUCACGACUCUGGCAUCCUUGAAACUUUAAAUGGAAAAUCAAAUUCAGUUGACAUGGUUGAAGAGGAUCUUAUACUGGAUGAGGUCAAGAACCCGGAUACAAAUGAUUCAUUUGAUGAAAUGGUUCUUGACAUGGAGGAGAUUCUACUAGAUUCAGGGAGCUCUCAUCGAAGCAAGUUCACAUUGCCUAACCGUGGGCAUAUAGCGCAGCAGUCUCAUCACUUCAGAGAUGGUAGUUCAACUGCUUCUACUUCUGGAACAGAUGAUACAUAUCCAAUUAUCCAGUACCCUUCCAAAAUUGACUGGGUGGAAGUUGUGGGGGCAAAACAAAAGAAGGGAGAUGUUUCUUUUGGGGAAAGAUUGGUUGGAGUCAAGGAAUAUACUGUAUAUAUAUUGAGAGUGUGGAGUGGUAAAGAUCAAUGGGAGGUCGAGCGCCGGUACCGUGAUUUCGAUGCUCUUUAUCAGCAGCUGAGGAUUCUUUUUAUUGAAAGUGGUUUAGCUCUUCCUUCUUCAUGGUCCAGUGUUGAGCGAGAGUCCAGAAAAAUCUUUGGGAAUGCAUCUCCAAAUGUUGUCAGUGAGAGAAGUAUGCUUAUUCAAGAUUGUCUGCGCUCCAUUCUUAACUCAAGAUACCCUUUUGGAACUCCUAGCCCUCUGGUUUGCUUUCUCUCGCCAGGUAAAGCUGUUCAUAGUCCUAGCUUGUUAAAAGCUCUCGUUCCUCGUUCUCUGCAGAAGCUUAGGGAGGAUUGGAAUUUAAAAGUUUCAAAUUGUGGGAAGACUGGUCUAGAAGAUGUUUUAACGUUAGGUAAGACUAUAUCACUUGUGGUUGAGAUAAAACCUCGGAAAUCUACGAGACAGUUGCUGGAAUCACAACAUUAUACAUGUGCGGGAUGUCACAUACGGUUGGAUGCUGGAAAAACCUUGUUAGGUGAACUUGUGCAGACACUAGGAUGGAAAAAACCUCGGUUUUGUGAGUAUACAGGUCAGUUGUUUUGUGCUUCAUGCCAUACAAAUGAUACUGCAGUUCUGCCAGCAAGAGUCUUAAAUCUCUGGGAUUUUUCCUUAUAUCCUGUUUCUCAGUUAGCUAAAGCAUAUUUGGAGUCUAUCUAUGAUCAGCCCAUGCUCUGUGUGAGCGCAGUCAAUCCUUUUCUUUUCUCCAAGGUGCCGGCUUUGCUUCACAUUAUGAGUAUCAGAAAGAAAAUAGGAGCUAUGCUUCCAUAUGUUCGUUGUCCAUUUCGGAAGUCCAUUCAAAGAGGCCUUGGAUGUCGUCGGCAUCUUCUAGAAGGCAAUGAUUUUUUUGCACUUCGAGACCUUGUUGAUCUCUCAAAAGGGGCAUUUGCAGCACUUCCCAUCAUGGUCGAAACCAUUUCUAAUGGAAUCCUCGAGCACAUUUCGCAGCAGUGCCUUAUGUGUUAUGAUGCUGGUGUUCCUUGUGCUGCCCGACAAGCCUGUGAUGACCCCUCAUCCCUCAUUUUUCCCUUUCAGGAAGCUGAUGCUGCAAGAUGUGGUUCAUGUGGGUCCCUUUUUCAUGAACCUUGCUUUCGAAAGCUCAUGGGCUGCCCAUGUGGCAAGCCAACCAGUACACAUGGGAAAGAGCUUCUUUCCGAAGAUGUCUCGCAUGGAGCUGGCAAAGAGCUCGAGGGAGAUAUAAAUCAAUUUUUCCAGCCUUCUAGUUCCAAUUCAGUGUCAGGUUUUCUCUCUGAUAUUCUUUCCAAGGCAAGGCCGGACAAAAUAUGGAAGCCCAGGAGUAGCAGCCCGGUGAUUCUCAUGGGUUCCUUACCAAGCACUUCUCUGUAAUUUCUGUGGUGGAAAUGUAUAUUUACAGCUUCGAGUGGACGGAGAUUUCAGUUUAUUUGUUCCAAACGUGCCAAUUGGGUGUAUCAACGGUACAACAUUGCUUCAGUGAGUUGAAGGGCAAAAUUAAUCUUUGGCUAUUCUUUGUAGCAGAUUAACUACAUAAUCAUACAAGUCAUGCAAAAUUUUUGGUUU
Messenger RNA from Phoenix dactylifera (date palm), 3686 nucleotides. Its product is annotated as Phox (PX) domain-containing protein. NCBI's taxonomy places the organism in Eukaryota, Viridiplantae, Streptophyta, Magnoliopsida, Arecales, Arecaceae. Gene Ontology annotation, molecular function: phosphatidylinositol phosphate binding. Gene Ontology annotation, cellular component: intracellular membrane-bounded organelle. The record is from RefSeq and is a predicted model, not a curated record.